UUUUCUUUGUCCUGUCUCUGUCUUCUCCUCAACCCAAAGAAAAAUUCUCAGCAAAAUCAAACAAAGAACAGAACACGAAGCAAAAUAUUUGCAGGUCAAAGCUUAGUGCUGGGUUCUCUUCUUCCUCUCUCAUGGAGACGAGCUCUGACUUGUCUUCCAUGAUUCGUCUUAACAUUGGUGGAAAGAAAUUUUGUACUACCAUUGAUACUUUGACUAUCCGUGAGCCAGACUCAAUGCUCGCAGCUAUGUUUAGUGGUCGACAUGCAAUGUGCCAGGAAUCCAAAACGGGAUAUGUAUUCAUAGAUAGGGAUGGGAAGCACUUUCGUCAUAUUUUAAAUUGGUUGCGUGAUGGCAUUGCUCCUAGUCUGUCAGAUCCUGAUUGUUCUGAACUUUUGCGCGAAGCAGACUACUAUCAGCUUCUCGGGCUGAAAGAUGGCAUAAAAGAUUUGAGAAGAGAAGUUGGUGAAGUAGAAGCUGAACUAACGCGUGUAGAUAUCAUCAAAUGUAUACAGUCCGAGAGAGUCAGGUUCCGAGGAGUUAAUCUUUCUGGAAUUGAUCUUUCUAAACUGGAUCUAUCCCUUGUGGAUUUCAGCUAUGCUUGUCUCAGGAAUGUGUUUUUCUCUCGUACAAAUCUUCAGUGUGCCAAAUUUCGGGAUGCUGAUGCUGAGGGCUCCAUCUUUCACAAUGCUAUUUUGCGCGAGUGUGAGUUUACUGGCGCAAAUCUUAGAGGAGCGUUGUUAGCUGGUACAAAUCUUCAGAGUGCAAAUUUACAAGAUGCCUGCUUAGUGGACUGCAGCUUCUGUGGUGCAAAUCUCGGAACUGCACACUUGCAGAAUGCGGACCUUACAAAUGCCAACUUAGAAGGAGCAAAUCUUGAAGGUGCAAAUUUGAAGGGUGCAAAGUUGAAGAAUGCCAACUUCAAAGGAGCAAACCUUCAACGAGCUUACUUGAGGCAUGUAAAUCUGCGAGAAGCGCAUUUGGAAGGGGCAAACCUCGGUGGCGCUAAUAUGACCGGUGCUAUCCGAUAAACUCCAUUUGCUCAGACCGACUGUAAGUCUCGUCUUAUAAUGAUUUGUAACUGGCUUUUUUGGCAAAACGUGAAUGUAGCGAGUGGCCAUAUCAAAAAAGCUUCUUGUUGUUGAAAUAAUAUAAAAAUAUUCUUUCUUCAAGAAUUCAGGAUAAUCUAAUAAUGUAUUAUAUUUCUCUAA
This is a messenger RNA of Camelina sativa (false flax), 1208 nucleotides long. Its product is annotated as FH protein interacting protein FIP2. Gene Ontology annotation, molecular function: protein binding. The record is from RefSeq and is a predicted model, not a curated record. NCBI's taxonomy places the organism in Eukaryota, Viridiplantae, Streptophyta, Magnoliopsida, Brassicales, Brassicaceae. Gene Ontology annotation, biological process: protein homooligomerization.